AUGCUUAGGUCCGUCCCGACACAGAACGAUGUUCUCGUUCCCGAGACUCUCCUGAAGAAGCGCAAGUCGCAGGAGAAGGCUCGCGCUGAGCGUGCUGCCGAGCAGGAGAAGCGGAAGAAGGCCAACAAGGAGAAGCGUGGCGUCAUCUUCAAGCGUGCUGAGAAGUACGUCAAGGAGUACCGUGACGCCGAGCGGGAGAAGAUCCGCCUUGCUCGCCUCGCCAAGCAGAAUGGCUCUUUCUACAUUCCUGCUGAGGCGAAGCUGAUCUUCGUCAUCCGCAUCAAGGGUAUCAACAAGAUCCCUCCCAAGCCGCGCAAGAUCCUUCAGCUCCUCCGCCUGCUGCAGAUCAACAACGGUGUCUUCGUCCGCGUUACCAAGGCCACCUCCGAGAUGAUCAAGGUUGUCGAGCCGUGGGUUACCUACGGUUAUCCCAACCUCAAGAGCGUCAAGGAGCUGGUGUACAAGCGCGGCUACGGCAAGGUCAACGGCCAGCGCAUCGCCUUGACCGAUAACGCCAUCAUCGAGGAGAACCUCGGCAAAUACGGCAUCAUUUGCAUGGAGGAUCUCAUCCACGAGAUCUAUACGGUUGGCCCCAACUUCAAGCAGGCCGCCAACUUCCUCUGGCCCUUCAAGCUCAGCAACCCCACCGGUGGCUUCCGUCCCCGCAAGUUCAAGCACUUCAUUGAGGGUGGUGACCUGGGUAACCGGGAGGAGCACAUCAACGCUCUGAUCCGCCAGAUGAACUAA
This is a messenger RNA of Thermothielavioides terrestris NRRL 8126, 747 nucleotides long. RefSeq names its product 60S ribosomal protein L7. Gene Ontology annotation, cellular component: cytosolic large ribosomal subunit. The record is from RefSeq and is a predicted model, not a curated record. The transcript has 3 exons. Gene Ontology annotation, biological process: maturation of LSU-rRNA from tricistronic rRNA transcript (SSU-rRNA, 5.8S rRNA, LSU-rRNA). The coding region runs from base 1 to 747 and encodes 248 amino acids. NCBI's taxonomy places the organism in Eukaryota, Fungi, Ascomycota, Sordariomycetes, Sordariales, Chaetomiaceae. Gene Ontology annotation, molecular function: structural constituent of ribosome; RNA binding.